This is a messenger RNA of Erythranthe guttata (spotted monkey flower), 1415 nucleotides long. NCBI's taxonomy places the organism in Eukaryota, Viridiplantae, Streptophyta, Magnoliopsida, Lamiales, Phrymaceae. The record is from RefSeq and is a predicted model, not a curated record.
AUGGUAUUUGUUUUCUUGGUGGCUUACUUGGAGGAUGACUUCUCAAUGCCGCCCGUGAAUAAAGAUUUACCGGACAGUAUAAUUAGGUUGUUUGGAGUUGAUAUUUCUGUUCAUCCAAACACCCCCCAAGAAGAUCCUGUUACACCACCGGAAUCUUCUUCUUCUCCUACUCCGGCCGCCGUUAGCAGCCCAAUUAGUACCGUUUUGUCACUUUAUAAUAAUCAAGAAAAGCAUGUCCCAGAUCAAUCUCUUGUUCCUGCCGCCGCCGCCGCCGGAAGCCGCCCUUCUUCCGACAAAGUUCCUGCAAAAUCUCCCGCCAAGAAAACGGCGGCACCAGCGGCUCCGGAGGAGUUUCGUGAAUUCGACAUUAUCGAUUAUUAUCCGAUGAUGGCGUGUGGUGAUUUUCGUCCAGUUAUCUUCUUCACCGCACCAGAGGAAGUUGGUUGUUCUUCACGUGGUGCAACUUCUGAUCCAAAGGCGGAUAAUAAAUCCUCAUCAGAUUUAUUAAUAAUAAGAAGCCCCAGCCCUGACGACGUCGUUUCAAGAAAACCCCAGUCCAAGAAAAGGGUUUCUGGAACUGCAACUUAUACUCAUGACGUCAGCCCUUUAUUAAAGAAGAAGGCGAAAGUAAUAUCCAAUGAAAUUGUACUCUACAGUCCAAAGCCACUUCAAUCUUUUCCUCCGUCCAUGAAUCGUCACCAUGACGUAAGCCCUAAUCAUAACGGCCGAUGGGAAGAAAAGAAGAAGGUGAAGGGGAAAUUAAUAAUAACCGACGAAGAGAAUGUUUCCGAACCAGCGCCUGUACGGAAGAUCAAGAGAACAAUUAGGCGCCGGGAUAAGACUUUAUUCAUCCGCGGCGAGUCAUCAUCGUCAUCGAUACCGGAUACUGUUCUUCCACUAGAGGAGAUUCCAGGUAUGAUUGAGACGAUCGAGUCACACAACGGAAGUAAACCGGUUUUCUUGUACCACAAGAAACUCGAAACAUCCGAUGUGUGGGACCACCUCAACAGAUUGAACAUCAACACCCCUGAAAUCUUGAUGAGUCUUCUGAGAGACGAAGAGAGGAUAGCUGUAACCGAGACGAGAAUAGGAGUUCAAUGUAUCGGGAUCGAUAAAGGAGGCAGAUCGUUUAACCUGCACUUGGGGAAGUGGCCAAGCUUGCAGAUGAUUGUUAUUAACAAACAAUGGGGCAGGAUAGUCAACGCGAACAACGCGGUCAAAGGCGAUUGGGUUGAAAUUUGGGGGUAUCGAGUAAACGGAAGCGACGAGCUUCGGUUGGCGAUCAACUUUAGGAAACAAGAAGAAAUUGAUCAAAGGAUGAUUGCAGCUGCUGCAGCCUCAACCAGCAGUAGUAGUAGUUCUACUAAUUAAUGGAGGCACUGCACCAUCUCCAAUUAGCUAAUUAAUUAUUAAUA